CCUGGUCCGAAAUAAUGGAUAUACAAAUUAGCCUCAGUCCGCCUAGUCGACAACGAGAAAAUCCGUUCAGUAGCAUAUUUCGACGAAAACGUCAAGAUUUCUCCAGCUUGCCGUCUUAUUGUAUAUGUCAAGUACCGAAAGUAAUUUGUCCUCCCAGUCCGCCAGGACCUCGUGGUCCACCUGGUCAACCAGGACCGCAAGGUCAACCUGGAUCACCCGGACGAGACAACACGGAAACCUACGCAUCAUUUACUUGUCCGCCACAAGACGUAUCUUGCGUCAAAUGUCCAAGUGGUCCUCCUGGUCCACCCGGACCAUCUGGACCGCCAGGUUUUGCAGGUCCAGAUGGAAUUCCAGGACAGCCAGGAUUUUCGGGCAAGAUUGGAGCGGUAGGACAACCAGGACCAAAUGGUAAUAGUGGUCUGCCAGGGCCACCUGGCAUUGUUGGUCCACCCGGCCCACCAGGCCAAAACGGAUUAAGUGGACGAGGAAUAGCAGGACCAAAAGGAAGUCCAGGCUCACCAGGAUCUAUUGGAGAAUUUGGACCAGAUGGACAGAAAGGAAAUGAUGGAAUACCAGGACCAGUAGGACCACCAGGACGUACUGGCAUGCCAGGCCGAUCGGGAUUGGAUGGACAUCCAGGAGCACCUGGUGCACCAGGUGUCCCUGGAAAUGACGCCUCUUAUUGUCCCUGUCCGCCACGAUCUUUCUAUUACAAUAGAUUUUCACAGUGA
Acanthocheilonema viteae is the source of this 734-nucleotide messenger RNA. The record is from the annotation of a GenBank genome assembly. Lineage: Eukaryota; Metazoa; Nematoda; Chromadorea; Rhabditida; Onchocercidae.